Bufo bufo (common toad) is the source of this 1445-nucleotide messenger RNA. RefSeq names its product mex-3 RNA binding family member A (gene MEX3A). The record is from RefSeq and is a predicted model, not a curated record. The transcript is spliced from 2 exons. The coding region runs from base 36 to 1445 and encodes 469 amino acids. NCBI's taxonomy places the organism in Eukaryota, Metazoa, Chordata, Amphibia, Anura, Bufonidae. Gene Ontology annotation, molecular function: RNA binding.
UGCCCCUCUUCUUUGUUCCCCAGCCUUUGUUAGCCAUGCCUAGCCUGGUGGUAUCAGGGAUGAUGGAAAGGAAUGGGCAUGGCAUGGCAGACCUCACCAAGGACAGGGUGCUGGAGGAUGACAGAGCCCUGCAGAUCGCCCUGGACCAACUCUGCCUCCUGGGUCUGGGGGAGACAGAAGAAGACACCAACAACAACAACAACAGCAGCACCAACAGCUCGAGCAGCGGCCAGCACCCCCAGAAAUCGGGGGAGAGCAAGCUGUGUGCCCUGUACAAGGAGGCAGAGCUGAGGCUGAAGAGUUCUAACACCACGGAGUGUGUGCCAGUGCCCAGCUCCGAACACGUGGCUGAGAUUGUGGGCAGGCAAGGCUGCAAAAUCAAAGCGCUAAGGGCGAAAACGAACACAUACAUUAAGACACCAGUUCGAGGGGAAGAGCCGGUUUUUAUGGUGACUGGACGUAGAGAAGACGUGGCCAUGGCAAGGCGUGAGAUCAUUUCUGCCGCGGAACACUUCUCCAUGAUAAGAGCUUCCCGGAACAAAGCCGGCAAUGCUUUCGGCAGUGCCCCAACUCUACCCGGCCAAGUCACAAUCCGUGUCAGAGUCCCCUACAGAGUUGUUGGAUUAGUAGUUGGACCCAAGGGGGCUACCAUUAAAAGGAUUCAGCAGCAGACAAAUACUUAUAUUAUCACGCCAAGCCGUGACAGAGACCCGGUGUUUGAGAUCACUGGGGCUCCAGGAAAUGUGGAACGAGCACGAGAAGAAAUUGAGACACACAUUGCGGUACGAACCGGCAAAAUCUUGGAAUACAACAACGAGAACGACUUUCUGUCCAAUAGUCCAGAUUCUGGCAUGGAAAGUCGAUACCCAGAGAGCUGGAGAGUUCAUGGUACAGCAGCAGGUUGCAAACCUCUUUCCACCUUCAGACAAAACAGUCUAGGGUGCAUUGGUGACUGCCCGGCAGAACCCGUUUAUGAGACGCCAAGACUGAAUGAUCAGAAUGAAUUCAACUACGGCUACUUGUUCCCUAACUACAAGCAGGAUGUGUAUUACGGUGUGGCUGAAAGUAGUGGACCCAUGUGGGGAGGACAAGAGAACAACAGCCCAACCCCAGGCAUCUUCACAAAGCAGCAGCGCUCGGGGAGCAGCGGCACCAUCCAGACCAAUGCCACCCAGAGGUCUCCAGAAUCCAGCCUUACUAGCUUGCCAAGGAGAAACCAAGGCGAUACUCUGCCAGGCUUCACCAAACUUAAUGCCACUAGGAACUCUGUUUCUGGAAGCCGGGAGUGCAUGGUAUGCUUCGAAAGCGAGGUCACAGCUGCACUGGUGCCCUGCGGGCACAACCUUUUUUGUAUGGAGUGUGCUGUACGCAUCUGCGAACGCAAUGAACCUGAGUGUCCAGUUUGUCACGCGUCCGCCACUCAAGCCAUAAGGAUAUUUUCCUAA